This is a messenger RNA of Ficedula albicollis (Collared flycatcher), 3741 nucleotides long. RefSeq names its product olfactomedin like 2B (gene OLFML2B). Gene Ontology annotation, biological process: signal transduction. Lineage: Eukaryota; Metazoa; Chordata; Aves; Passeriformes; Muscicapidae. The record is from RefSeq and is a predicted model, not a curated record. Bases 1 to 2238 code for a protein of 745 amino acids. The transcript has 9 exons.
AUGGAGGAGGUGGGGGUAGAAGCUGGUGGUGGGAAGGUGUCCCAAACACCUCCUGGGCCCCCAAAAGCCCAUGGGAUUUUCAGGGAGCUGCCGCUGCUGCUCUGCCUGGCCGCGCUGGGCGCCGGCUGCCGGGCUGGCACCACCCCCGCCGGCACGGCCGGGCCCUCCGCUGAGCCGCUGCAGGACGAGGCGGACAACCAGGAGAACAUCCUCUCGCAGCUGCUAGGUGACUACGACAAGGUGAAGGCGGUGUCCGAGGGCUCCGACUGCCGCUGCAAAUGCCUGGUCCGACCCCUGGGGCGCGGCGCCUGCCAGAGGAUUAACGAGGGCGCCUUCAGGGCCGAGGAUUUUUACACGGUGGAAACCAUCACGUCAGGACCCAGCUGCAAGUGUGCCUGCGUGGCCCCCCCCUCGGCUCUCAACCCCUGCGAGGGCGACUUCAGGCUGAAGAAACUGCGGGAGGCAGAGAGCAGCGACCUGAAGCUCUCCUCCAUCGUCGAGAUGCUGGAAAGUGCCUUCUAUGGCUUGGACCUUCUGAAGCUGCACUCAGUCACCACCAAGCUGGUGGGCCGGGUGGAGAGGCUCGAGGAGGGCAUGGCCAGGAACCUGACACAGGACAGCCAGCGGGCAGGGGCCAGCGGGGAGGAUGCCCUGCAGGAUGCCCCUGGCAGGGAAAACUGCUCCAGGCUCCUCCCCAGCAGCCUGGCUGACAUCGAGAGCUCUCUGCAGAGGGAUGCUGAGGCUGCCUACGCUCACCCAGAGGGAAAAUACGAAGAAAGAUUCCUGAAGGAUGAAACCAUCUCCCAGCAGAUCAACUCAGUGGAAUCCCUGCCGGAGCUGCAGCUCUCCCAGGAGGACAAGAAGCCCGAGCAGCUCUUGCAGAGGAAGCUGGGGGUGAGGAGCCGGCCUCCUUCCAAGCCCACCAUCGUCAGAGGGGUCACCUACUACAAAGCCCAGGCCCCUGAGUCAGAGAAUGACAUCGAGGAGACACCGGACGAGCUGUUCAGCGGGGACAACACGGUGGACCUGCUGAUAGAGGACCAGCUCCUGAGGCCCAGCAGCAGGGCAGGCGAGCCCGUGAGGAAGCCUUCCCCAGUGGGGUGGCCACCCACCCCUGGCAGCACUCCCAGCACGGUGCCAGCUGCUGUGACAACCACGGCGUCCCUGUCCCCUGCCACGCCGCACCCCAGCACCGCCGGCCGGCUGAUCCCUGACCCUGAGUCUGUGACUGCCCCGGCUGGGCUGGCAGAGGAGGGCACCCCACAGCUACCCACAGCCUGGGCCAGCACGGUGGUGGCCACAGCCACAGAGGACUUGCCCACGGCCACCCCUGCUGGGGGCUGGAGUGACAUGGAGAGCAGCCCAGGAGCCUGGGUGCAGGCAAACACCCCCCCAACGCCGGCCAGUCCUGCCACCCCAAAGGAGGGCCUGGAGGAGGAGGACAUCAGGAACAUCAUUGGGCGCUGCAAGGACACGCUGUCCACCAUCUCGGGGCCCACCACGCAGAACACCUACGGGCGCAACGAGGGAGCCUGGAUGAAGGAUCCCCUGGCCCGGGAGGAGCGGAUCUACGUCACCAAUUACUACUAUGGGAACACCCUGGUGGAGUUCAGGAACCUUGACAACUUCAAGCAAGGUCGCUGGAGCAACUCCUACAAGCUGCCCUACAGCUGGAUCGGGACGGGACACGUGGUCUACAACGGCUCCUUCUACUACAACCGCGCCUUCACGCGCAACAUCAUCAAGUACGACCUGAGGCAGCGCUACGUGGCCGCCUGGGCCAUGCUGCACGACGUGGCCUACGAGGAGGCCACCCCGUGGCGCUGGCGCGGCCACUCGGACGUGGACUUCGCCGUGGACGAGAACGGCCUGUGGGUCAUCUACCCGGCCAUCAGCUACGAGGGCUCCAGCCAGGAGGUGAUCGUGCUGAGCAAGCUGAACGCCGCCGACCUCAGCACGCAGAAGGAGACCACGUGGAGGACGGGGCUGCGCAAGAACUUCUACGGGAACUGCUUCGUCAUCUGCGGGGUGCUGUACGCCGUGGACAGCUACAACAAGAGGAACGCCAACAUCUCCUACGCCUUCGACACGCACACCAACACGCAGAUCAUCCCCAGGCUGCUCUUUGAGAACGAGUACGCCUACACCACGCAGAUAGACUAUAACCCCAAGGACCGCCUGCUCUACGCCUGGGACAAUGGCCACCAAGUCACCUACCACGUCAUCUUUGCCUACUGAGACCCCCCCACCACAGUGGGGCACUGCAAGCCAGGGGCCACCAGCACCUUUUAUUAUUAUUUUUAUUGUUAUUAUUGUUAUUUUGUACAAAUCGAAGAGUAAAUGAUGGGUUUUGUUUCGAGCUGGUUUUUUAUGGCGGAUUGUAGAUCGAUCCCCAGGCCAGAACCACCCCCUUCGUCUUUGCUGUAUCCUCGCUUCUGAUUUUCCUUCCCAGGGGAAGGAGGUUCUCCUUUGGAAGGGCAGGCCCGGCUCUCCUGCCCAGGGAAGAGGAGGUGGCCCAGGCAGGGUCCUCCUCCUGAUGAUGUUUUCAGCUAAAGAUGAUCAGCAAGCCACCCUGCAGCAGUGCAAGGCUGCACACACCGGGUCGCAGCGGGACUGCUGCCUGUCCUGGUGGAGGAGCUGCACGUCCCACGGCCACGUCCCGUCUCUCAGGACCACCUUCCCAGCUGACAGCCAGCAGGGAGACCCUGCUGUACAACGGGGCUGCGAGCUCAGCUCCAGCUCCCUGGUGCUGGUACUGACGCCCAGGACUGUCCCCUCUGCUCUCUGCGGGCUGCUCUGGGGGCCGGGCGCACCCCGAGCCCUGACUCAGGAGGGGCGUGCUGUAAAUACGUGUAGAUGGCUUUUGUUUGUUCAUUUUGUAACCCGAAGUAGUCCCCCUUGGCAUCUGCUGGGCGCUGGGCAGCCUGGGCAGGGGCUGGCAGAGCCUUCCCUGUGCCGCUCCAUCUCCUACACCCCCUCUCACGCCCAGCCUGCUCCUGGACCAUCAGGAUCCCUCAGAGAGGCACAGCCCUUGCCCUCCUGCCCACCAGCAUCUUGUAUUUACCUGCUGUCAGUAAUAAAGGAUCCAGUACCUUCGCAGCUGUUCGGGGCUUUCUUUGGCUCUGGCUCACCCUCUGGGUGCAUGAAAUGCUGUUUUGGGUGGGUUUUGGUUGGACUGGGGAGAGCAGGCUUCCACACCAGGUGGGGACAAACCCCAGAGGGCCUUAGGAUGCUUGGGACUGGCACUGGGGCAGGGGGACAUGGCCAUGUGGGGUACCCGCUCUCCAGCAGCAGGAGGGGGACAAGGUGGAUGUGCCAGGGGCAGUGCCACCGUUGUGCCAAGCAGAGCCACACUGUAGGUGUUCCAGUAAUUUGCCCAAGGAAAACGGUAUUAACAAGCAGAAUAAUAAAGUUGUUAGUAAUAAAUAAAAGAAGGAUUUUAUUGCCUUCAGUACUAGGGACACAGAGGACGGAGUUACACAGGAUGAGAGAUGCUCUCCACCACCAGAGCCCAGGGGUGCUGGCUGAGGAAGUGGUGCUGCAGCAGUCCCGAGCCCCCAGCCCUUGCUAAGGUGCCAAGCCCAGCCACCAGCCCAGUGGCCUCCCCAUCUCCCUGGCAGCAAACGCCCCCAGAGCAGCCAGCAGCCCCUGCCCACGGCUGCAGGGAGCUGUAUGCCUCUGCCUGGGGCACUGCUGGGGUUUUUAUCCUGCCUGUUGUGAGCUGGCCUGCAGUCAGGUGGG